CCAUACAGGAAGCUGGAUUGCCAACGAGCUAGCUGUCAACAAAGGGCAAAACUGUAUUAAAUCAGCAAAUGUGGAGGCUGGCGGUAUCUGCGAUUCCGCGUUCCUUUUCCUAAACUUCAUUUCAUUGCGUCGACAGUUGGAACUGGAACAUGGCGACAACUGCUCAGCUGUUCGAGGAGCCUUUUGAUGCAGAUGAGUACAUUGAAAGGUUGGCGUGGAGAACUCCUGGAGGAGGCUCCAAAGGGGGAGCUGAGGCAUUUGACCCAAAAAGGCUAUUGGAAGAAUUUGAGAAUCACAUAGAGGAGCUAAAGCAACUGGAUGAGAAGAUUCAGCGACGCGUAGAGAAGCUCGAGCAUCAGUGUCAUCGUGAGGCCAAAGAAUUUGCCCACAAAGUGCAAGACUUGCAAAGAAGCAAUCAGGUGGCCUUUCAGCAUUUCCAGGAGCUUGAUGAGCACAUCAGCUAUGUCGCCACUAAGGUUUGUCACCUUGGUGACCAACUGGAGGGAGUGAACACACCUCGACAGAGGGCUGUAGAAGCUCAGCGUCUGAUGACCUACUUCAACGAGUUCCUAGACGGAGACCUUCGCAGUGAUGUCUUCAAUAACCCAGACAAGAUUAAGGAGGCUGCUGAUAUCAUUCAGAAGCUGCAUCUCAUUGCCCAGGAGCUGCCAUUCGACAGAUUUGCUGAUGUCAAGGCAAAAAUUGCAAGUAAAUAUCAUGACCUGGAGCGACAGUUAAUCCAGGAGUUUACCGCUGCCCAGCGCAGGGGUGAGAUUGGGCGCAUGCGGGAGGUGGCAGCUGUUCUAUUACAUUUCAAGGGCUAUGCACAUUGUGUGGACGUCUAUAUCAAGCAGUGUCAGGAGGGUGCUUACUUAAGAAAUGAUGUGUUUGAGGACACGUCUGUGCUCUGCCAGAGGGUCAACAAGCAGGUGGGCGACGUGUUCAGCAGCCCAGAGACUGUUAUGGCCAAACUCAUCCAGAACAUCUUUGAGAACAAAUUGCAGGCACAUGUUAAGGAAAAGCUUGAUGAGACUCGUCACUCUGAUGUGGAACAGUACCUCAAGAACCUCUAUGACCUUUACACCAGGACCACAGCGUUAGCCACUAGGCUGACAGAAUUCAACCUGGGUUCCGACAAGCACACCUUCCUCUCCAAGCUGAUAAAGAGCAUUUUCUCCACAUACCUUGAAAGUUACAUUGACAUGGAGAGAGAUUACCUUCGCAACCGUGGUGCCGUGAUUCUUCAGCGCUACUAUGACUCCAAGAACCACCACAAACGCCCCAUUGGCACCGGCAGUAUUCAAGAGCUGAAGGAGCGUAUCAGGCAGCGCACCAACCUUCCCCUUGGUCCUAGCAUUGAUACUCAUGGGGAGACCUUCCUGUCCCCAGAGCUGGUUGUCAACCUGCUGCAGGAGACUCGCCACGCCUUUGAGAGAUGCCACAAACUUUCGGAUCCCUCUGACCUGCCUAAGAACGCCUUCUCAAUCUUCCUGCUGCUGGUUGAACAUCUGUGCGUGGAUCACAUUGACUACGCUCUGGAGAUUGGCCUCUCAGCGAUUCCCUCAGCAGACGCCAAGAAUGCCAACCUGUACUUCCUGGAUGUGGUUCAACAGGCGAACUCCAUCUUUCACUUGUUUGACAAGCAGUUUAAUGACCAACUAAUGCCAUUAAUAAGCUCCUCUCCUAAGUUGGCAGAGUGUCUGCACAAGAAGAAAGAGGUGAUUGAACAGAUGGAAGUCAAACUGGACACAGGAAUUGACAGAACACUGAACUGCAUGGUGGGACAAAUGAAGCACAUCUUGGCCACAGAGCAGAAGAAGACUGACUUCAGACCCGAGGAUGAGAACAAUGUUAUGAUCCAGUACACUACAGCCUGCUCCAAGGUAUGCGCCUACGUCAGUCGGCAGGUGGAGCACGUGCGGAAGUCCAUGGAUGGGAAAAAUGUGGACACGGUGCUGACGGAGUUGGGUGUUCGUUUCCACCGACUCAUCCACGAGCAUCUACAGCAGUACAGUUACAGCUCCAUGGGAGGCAUGCUGGCCAUCUGCGACGUGGCUGAAUAUCGACGCUGCGCCAAGGAUUUCAGGGUCCCUCUGGUGCUGCAGCUCUUCGACACACUCCACGCGCUCUGUAACCUGCUGGUGGUUGCUCCUGACAACCUGAAGCAGGUCUGUUCAGGUGAACAACUCACCAAUCUGGACCGGAACCUGCUGCACGCCUUCGUCCAGCUCAGAGCAGACUACCGUUCAGCCAGGCUGGGCCGGCACUUCAGUUAAUGACUGAAUGGACACCUCACUACCCUCCAGGCAGCAGCCUGUGCUCUGAUGGGGUGAUGCACCUGGAAGAGACCCAUCCCUGCUUCGGAAAAAGCGUCAGCUCGACCUCUGCAUACAGACUUUAUACUGGGACUGCGCCGUGCAUCGUAGAGAUGCCCUUUGAAUGUGGGAAAUGUGCAUUUUACCUAUUUUUCAUUGUUAAUUUCACAAUCUGAAGCAAUUUAAGUGUAUAUUGACUUCUGAUUUCAUUUGUUUUUAAAUACUAAUUCAUCACCAAUCCCUUAAACCCUGACACAAGUACACAGAGAACACAGAUUUCUGUACUUAUUAUAAAAUUGUUUUCAUUGUGCCAAAAAUAUAAAUCUGUGGUUGCACUUGUGCACAGGAAUAAACUCUAACACUGCUGUAAAGGGAGACUGUCACCAGUCACGUUGUGAGGUCAGACAUCGAGCCUCUCCUUUCUUUAAUGAACUCUAGUGACAGAGUCAGCCUGACCAAGCAUGAGACAGACUCUGUCUGGUUAACAGAGACACAUGACCACCUCUUUGACCCCUGAAGAGGGGGCGUCGUGUAGAAGCAAGAGCAGGUCUGAGAAUCUCUCUGGAGGUUUGGGUGGUCUGCUCUCAAGCUCAGAUGGCGGGUGCGAUGGGUCACUGAGUAUGUGUCACUGUAAUUGCACAGAUCAACACUUGCUCAUCCGGGGGUUUGCACAGUCCAAAGACAUUGUUGGUUGGAUCUGAAGUGUUUCUGGGUCAGGAGGUAUUGAAGGUUAACCUCUGCUGAUUAGGGAAACAAACUAGAGGGCUCUUAACACAGGACUUAUUGUGUGUCUUCUGCACUAAAGGUCAUGUCCCUGAUGCCUAAACAUUGUCUUCUACACAAAGCUGCUCCCACUGUACUGCUGUUUACCUUAAUUAGUGACUCAUUAAAAAGAUACUGCAUUUUA
Messenger RNA from Betta splendens (Siamese fighting fish), 3222 nucleotides. RefSeq names its product exocyst complex component 5 (gene exoc5). Gene Ontology annotation, biological process: exocytosis; Golgi to plasma membrane transport. The record is from RefSeq and is a predicted model, not a curated record. NCBI's taxonomy places the organism in Eukaryota, Metazoa, Chordata, Actinopteri, Anabantiformes, Osphronemidae. Gene Ontology annotation, cellular component: cytoplasm; exocyst. The transcript is spliced from 18 exons. The coding region runs from base 150 to 2276 and encodes 708 amino acids.